This is a messenger RNA of Drosophila guanche, 1527 nucleotides long. RefSeq names its product zinc finger protein 182-like. Gene Ontology annotation, cellular component: nucleus. Bases 128 to 1228 code for a protein of 366 amino acids. Gene Ontology annotation, biological process: regulation of transcription by RNA polymerase II. The record is from RefSeq and is a predicted model, not a curated record. Gene Ontology annotation, molecular function: zinc ion binding; DNA-binding transcription factor activity; RNA polymerase II cis-regulatory region sequence-specific DNA binding. Lineage: Eukaryota; Metazoa; Arthropoda; Insecta; Diptera; Drosophilidae. The transcript is spliced from 2 exons.
UCACUCGACUAGAUUUGUUUGGCGCUUAACAGCCCAUUUCGUGCAAUGAUUUUCUCUAAAAGAAACAAACCACGCAAAGGAAUCAUUAAAAAUUCAAAUCAGAAACACUACAUUUCGUUGGUUGACUAUGGAGGAAACAUGCAGAGUUUGCAUGGCAAGGUCCGUCGCAUUCACAAACAUUUUCGACGAGCUACAAACAUUGGACACUUGCAUUGCUGACAUGAUAUCGGAGUGCACAGGAUACGCGGUUAGGCGAGGUGAUUUACUAUCAGAAAAAAUAUGUCUGCAUUGCCUUGAGGAUGCAGUGAGUGCAUUCAAUCUGAAGAAAUCCUGCGAACAGAGCCAUAAACAAUACUUUACCCUGACUGUGGAGGAUAGGGAAGAAGGCAUAUGCGAUAAUGUAAAAGACGUAGUCUGGGAACUGUCCGAAAGAGAAAAUGCGCGAUCGAAAUGUUUCGGAACCGCUGCAAAGUUCCACAUAAAUUUUGCCACUGAAUCGGAGCGACAGCAAAGGUCUUUUCUAGGAGUCUCGACGGCUUCGCUCCACCCUCACAUGAACGAACGUACUAACUCAGGAGACGGACCACACCAGUCCGAGCUCAACGAACACACCUGUAUUCCCACUGUGGAGAUGCCGCAUAAGUGUCCUCACUGCUCAAAAUCAUUUGGUCGAUCCGAUAGUCUCCGGAUUCAUGUCCGGUCGCACACGGGUGAACGACCUUACCAAUGUCCUCACUGCUACAGAUCUUUUAAUAAGGAAGAACCUCUACAAAUUCACAUUUCUACCCAUAAUGGUGAACGACCGUUCAAAUGCUCUCUCUGCUCCCAGUCGUUUCACCAAAAAUCUCAUCUCCGAGAACACAGCCGUCUUCACACUGGCGAACGAACUCAUACGUGUUCAUACUGCCCAAAGUCCUUUACAAAAAAAUCCAAACUUGAUAGACACACUCUUACUCACACAGAUGAACGACCUUUUCGAUGCGCUCAGUGCUCGAAGUCAUUUCAAGAAAAAUCGAAUCUCCGGGUACACUUCCGUUCUCACACUGGGGAGCGUCCUUAUCAGUGCACCCACUGCCCCAAGAAAUUUCGAUACAAAAACAAUAGCUACCAGAGACACCUACUUAGUCACACAAGCAAUGAAAAGUGGGCGAUUCCGGGGCUCAAGAUCACAUCCGUAAGAUCGCUGGAAAAUGAAACGAUUGCUUCUACUGCAUACCGAAAUUCUUAAGUUUGUUUUUAUACCACUUAAAGUACUCAAAGCGGGGUAUAUCAAAUUUGUGCUGGAUAUAUAUUUUUGUAACGCACAAAGGAAAACGUUACACAUAUUCUUUAUCGGAAUCAAUAGCCAAGUCGAUAUGGCUAAAAAUCACGUUACUAACUACCGGGUAUAAUAGGAGAAACGUCGAUUUUGAAGUGUCUCACAACGUUCCUCCUCUUUGAACAUAAUAUUUGUAUAAUCAAUUAUUUCUGAUAUCACCGAUACUGUGACUUUUACAUAUUUAACGUACUUUUGUGCGUAGAGUCGAA